Molecule: messenger RNA, 312 nt
Organism: Phytophthora sojae
Lineage: Eukaryota; Oomycota; Peronosporomycetes; Peronosporales; Peronosporaceae
Exons: 2
Coding region: 1-312 (103 amino acids)
Source: RefSeq, a predicted model, not a curated record
AUGAUUCCAUGGACGUUCGCUCUAACUCGGUUUUGGCGCACCAGUGUACGCGUCUGUGUCGACAACAGCGUGUGGUUCUUCUGGAACUUCAGCCUCGUGAAGGCUCCGUACGUGCUGGCCGGCGCGCUGCUCUUCACGGUCAUGUACUACCCCAUGAUGGGGCUCGGAUACCCGGUCAAGGACGCGCUAUACUGGGUCAAUCUAGCGCGGCUGGUCCUGUUCAAAGAGUGCCUGGCGCAGCUGGCCAUGUUCUCGGCCUCGACCAUGACGCUCGCGACCAUCAUUGGCAUCUUGAAGCUAUACUCCUACUGA